This is a messenger RNA of Paramecium tetraurelia, 1602 nucleotides long. RefSeq lists its product as uncharacterized. Lineage: Eukaryota; Ciliophora; Oligohymenophorea; Peniculida; Parameciidae. The record is from RefSeq and is a predicted model, not a curated record. The transcript is spliced from 6 exons.
AUGAUUCUUUUAACUAUUUUAAUUGGGUUUGGUAGUGCUUUGAUGAUUAAAUAAACUCAUACCACUAGAGGUAUAAAUGUAAUAGAAAUUGAUUUGAACAAUUAUGACGAAUUUACUAUUGGUCAAUCAACUCUAGUAAUUAGUUUGACAUAUAACUCUAUUAUUUCGUACCCUAUACUUUCAUAUUGCUCUAUAACGAAUUUAAACAUUAUAAAAAGUAUAAUAAGCUCGAUAUCUCAAGUUAAAACUUAAAUAGAAUCAAAUAAGUAUAUUUGUAUUUUUGAUAACAAUGCUAUAUUAAAUUAAUAGAGCUAGCAAUAAAUCAUAUUAUAUGAUUAUAAUGAAGAGCAGUCUGAGUGGAUUUACAACAAAUUUAGUAUUUUUGGUAUUAAGGAAAGAAAAUUCUCAAUUUACAUUUUUUCAAGUGAAGACGCAGAAUAUUAAAUAACAAUUGCCGAUUAAGCGCCGUUAACGUGCUUUUCUAAUUGUAACAAUGUUGGGAUAUGCUCAUAAAGUCAACCUUCGUUUUGUGUAUGCAAUGGGAAUUUAUUUGGAACUAAUUGUUAAAUUUCAUCACUUCCCUACAAGGCAAAUGAAUAAUAAAUCGUAACUCUCGAAAGCCAAAAAGAGGUUUUAAUUUCAAUACCACUGAACUUGAAUAAUACGAAUUCAUUAGACAUAAACAUAAAUGCUAAUUAAAAAAUCGAUUGUUUUUUGGCAUGCCAAUUUGAGAAAGAUUACCUUCCAUUUCAUGAUAGUUAAUUUUAUGAUUUGAAUAAGAUAGAUAAUGGAAAGAUCCCAUACUCAAGUGAGAAAGUUUAGGAAUGUUUAAGUCUAUUUGAUGAAAUUAAUUAAGAACUAGGCUAAUAAAUGGCUCCACUACUUUUAUUAUUGUUUUAUAAUAAAUAAGCAACGAAUGUUUUAAUAACACUGAGUGUUGACACAAAAAAAAAUGAUCACUCAGAUGAUAGAGUUAUAUAUUACAUUCUUGCUGGUGCAUUUGCAUCCUUGAUAUUGGCUUUUGUAUUGAUAGGUUGCGCACUUAUUUACAAAAGGAGGAACAAUAAAUAAUUUGAGCAAUAUUCAUCAGAUCGAAGAAAUAGCACAGAAAAAUCACAAAAAGAGGGGAAAUUUCAUGAAAGAUAAUUCUCUGGAGAUUUUAUCCCUGUUGAAUUAUAUGAAUAAGUGAUACAAGAGUAUCCAGGAUUGAAUAUGAUCACAGAAUGUUAGAUCUGUUUAGUUGAAUUUGAUAAUCAGGAUUUAGUGAAACUGACUUAUUGUUUGCAUCUAUUUCAUUAAUCUUGUUUAGACGAAUGGAGAAAGAAAUUGUAGAUAUGUCCUGUUUGUAGAGGAGACUUGACCAAAUAAAAGUAUAAGGAGAGAUAAAAGGAUUAGGAAAUAUUUUAAUUUGGAGUAAUUGCUGGAGAUGACAUCUAAAUUGAUAAUAAAAAGAUAGAAGAAAUCAUCAAAAGGGAAUAGAGAAUUAAACAAUUACAACUUGCUCAAUCAUCCUCUGUAAUAAAUACUCUGAAAGAAAGUUCUCCAUCACCAUCAUCAGGAGAACCUUUGAAAUUAAAAUUUUAAUAAAAAUAAUAAAAGUGA